GGUACUAAAAUGAAAAAUACUUCUCAAAUUGAGGAUAAUCAUAACUCUGGAUCUAUUAUUCGAAAUUCAAGAGAUAAUUUUGUAAGUGAGUUUGAAAUACUUCCUACUGAAGUAAAUAUUUGUAACCAUUCAACCGUAGAAAAAGACUCAUUUUCAGAUACUCCUACUAUUCAAGGAAUCAAAAUUAAAAAAAGUUUUAAUCCAAACGAUAAAAACGAAGUUGAAGAUAAUAUUGAAAUUAAAAUUUGUAAAGGAAUGGAAAGAAUACAAAAACUUGAUAAAUUAUUGUCAGAAAAAGUUGCUUAUGAAAAAGAAGUAAAGCGCGACCGAAAGUGUUUUGAAAAAGAGAUGCAACAUAAAAUUAAACUCCUAGAAGAAAAAAAAAAUUCUGUUUCAAACGAGUUCAUUAAAACUUGUCAUGAAAGUAAUUCAGUUGGAUCGCAAUUCAGCAAUACUAAUGAAACGCCGAUUUUUUCAACACAAAUCGGAGAAAAGCAUUAUGAAUUAUCAGAUCAAGUUUUUCAUAAAACAGUUGAACAGAUUAAGAAUGAUGAAUUUAAUACAGAACCAAAUAAAUUUUGUAAAAAUUUUGUUAAAAGAAAUAUGCAAUUAGCGAGUCGAGCAAAAUACGAUAUUGCGUUAACUGAAGAGGAGGAAAAGCGCUUGUUUGAGAUUCUUAAUGAUGAACAUGAUAUUUUAUUAGAUGAAAAUCCAUUCUCAAUAUUAACACAAUCUUGUAUUAGCCAUGAAGAACAUAGUGAAAAUGACAGGAAAAAAAUCGAGAACAUAGACGAGAAAUUAAAAGAUUUUUUAUCCAAUGAAGAAUAUGUUUUAUUAAAUGAGGAGCUACCUUUCUUCCAUUUUCUUCCAAAUGAUGUUGGUGGAUGUGGUGAACAAGUUCUUCAAGAAAAACAUGAUGAGAGAACUUUAAAAAACAAAAUCAAAGAAAUCGAUGAUAAGCUUUUAGAUUUGAAAAAUGAUGACAAACCUUUAAUAGACCCUGAUCUUUUAAGGAGAUUGUUGGAUAAUAAUUUACGAUUGACUUCUGCAUGCACAACUAUUUGUGAAAGUGUUUGUUCUGCUGACAAUUUUGAACUUGAAAAGUUAUGAACAAUGUUACAAACUCAAAAUAACUAAAAUAAAGUUUGGGAUCUAUUAGUUAUUUAUUUAUCAGUAUAAAAUCUUUAAGGAUAAAUAAAUUUAUGUUGUUUUUUAGGUAAGCAUAUAUUAAGAUAAUUGUAUAUGUAUAUAUACAUACAUACACACGCACACACACACACACACACACACACACACACACACACACACACACACACACACACAUAUAUAUAUCGAAUAUAGCAUUAACUAAGUGUUGAAAUUGGAUUUAAACGACCUUUGAACUAGUUGUAAAUAUAUUUGUAAAGAUAUUUUUUAAUUUCUAUAAAAAUUCAUCUAAUAA
This is a messenger RNA of Hydra vulgaris (swiftwater hydra), 1441 nucleotides long. Its product is annotated as fibrous sheath-interacting protein 1. The record is from RefSeq and is a predicted model, not a curated record. Lineage: Eukaryota; Metazoa; Cnidaria; Hydrozoa; Anthoathecata; Hydridae.